Rhinichthys klamathensis goyatoka is the source of this 2358-nucleotide messenger RNA. RefSeq names its product leucine-rich repeat-containing protein 10B. NCBI's taxonomy places the organism in Eukaryota, Metazoa, Chordata, Actinopteri, Cypriniformes, Leuciscidae. The coding region runs from base 894 to 2114 and encodes 406 amino acids. The record is from RefSeq and is a predicted model, not a curated record. Gene Ontology annotation, molecular function: protein binding. The transcript has a single exon.
GAGAGAGAGAGAGAGAGAGAGAGAGAGAGAGAGAGGAAGAAACGCGAGACGGCUUUUGAUCGUUGGAUAGAAAUAGGCUACAGAAAUCGAGUCUAGCGCUUCUGGAAACUUUAAUCAUCUUGACAUCUCCCAGAGGAUUUUUGUCUGAUUUAGGACCACGCAAACCGGAGAUACAGUUGGACAUCAUCGGUUCGGUUCACAUUGCCGCCGGCCAGGUCACAUCAGCGAGUGAACGAGACCGGGAUCCACAGACCGGGUGGCCGGGACAAGAGCUGCGUGUGUCGGCAGAGAGAAGCUCAGCAUCAGCCUUCACACAAUCAAAACUGACAGACUGAAAUUGAAAGUUUGUGACUGUAAUGUGAGUCAUUUAAUGCUUUUAACAAACAAUAUAUUUUAAAAUAAAUAAAUAAAUGAACAAUUAACUAUGAAAACGGGACGUAAUAUUGGCAGCUAUACUUUGACACUCUAUAAACUUUGAGUUCACAUUACAGAGACAAAAUUAAGCUUUAUUCCUCUCACAGUUAUACUUAUUUUUUACAACUACUACUACUACUAUUACUAUCAUAAUCUGUUUUAUAGCAUGUAGCCUAAUUAUAAAAUAUUUGAAGCAAUCCACACACACACACACACACUCAGAAUGCCUCCUUGCUGGUGUCACUGCCGUGUUUGCUGACGUUGGAGCUCAUUGUACAGGGACUGAGGGGAAGCCGCCUGUAGUCAGAGCACCAUGUGUCGCUGUGCUGGCUCUGUCACUGCCGGGUCAAUCCUACUGAGUGAAACUGACACGGGGAGGGGGGGCCAGCCCCACAGACCGCCUCACCCUCUUACCCCGUCCUGAAACACACUCUCACCACCACACACACGGACAAACGCCGGGCUAGCCGGCUGAGGGUAUGGGCAACUCGUCCCGAAAAGAGCCCGAGGACGAAGGAGGAGAGGAAAAGGAGAAGAAGGUUAAAGAGAAUGGAGAUGAAGAAGAGGAGGAGGAGGAAGAAGAGGAGGUCGUGGAGGACGAGGAGCUGCCUCUCGGAGUCGAUGAGCUCUUGGCGAGCGGAGAUCCCGUUUUGGACUUGAGCUACUACAAGUUUCGUCGACUUCCUCGUCAAGUCCUGGAUCUGGAGUACCUGGAGAAGCUCUACGUCUGUGGAAACCGUCUCCGCGACGUCCCUAAGCGCAUCACGCGGCUGCAGGGUUUGCGAACCCUGGCACUAGACUUCAAUAAGAUUGAAGACGUUCCCCUCUCUGUGUGCAAGCUGACCAAUCUCACGUGUCUUUACCUGGGAAGCAACCGGCUGAUGAGCCUCCCGCCGGAAGUGAGGAACUUGCAGAGCUUGCGUUGCCUCUGGGUGGAGAGCAACUACUUCCAGCAAUUCCCCAAGCAGUUGUACGACCUUCCCAAUCUACGCUCCCUGCAGAUUGGGGACAACCGUAUGCGCACCCUUCCCUCGGACCUAUGUCGUAUGGAGGCCCUGAGAGGACUCUGGUUGUAUGGAAACCGCUUUUCCGAGUUUCCGCGAGUGCUCCUCAAAAUGGAGCAGCUGGAGAUUCUGGACAUGGACCGCAAUAAGAUUACAGAGUUCCCAAACUUGCAUCAUCUUCCUGCGCUGCGGCUCUUCUCCUACGACCACAACCCUGUGAAGGAGCCUCCACGUGUAGGGAAGGAGGUGCUAAUUGUCGGGGAGGGGGCUGAGGAGGUCUUGCAGGCUAGAGAGAGAAGGAAAGAGGCAAAAGAGCGUGCCGAGAAGGAAGCAGAGGAGGCGGCGGCCGCUGCGGAGGCGGCUGCUAAUCCAGUCAUUCACGGGAUACUCAAGAAACUCAGAAUGAGCUCCGCCCUAAACUUGACAGUUACUAAGGAGAAAGAAACAAAUGGGUCGGUUCCAUCAACAACAGCGGAUGAGGAUGGACUAGAUAACGAGAAAGGGGCGGAGCCUGAGAGACAAAGUGUGGCGUUUCAUGAGGCAGAGCUUGGGUAUGACGAUGACGGAUUGGAGUAUGAAAGGGAGGAGCUAAUCUACGAGGGGGAGGGGUAUGAAGGCUACGAGGGGGCGGAGUUGGAGUAUGAGAGAGGCGAAAUGGAUUAUGAAUAUGAAGAGGAGGAGCAAGAACAAAAUUGAUACUUGCACCUUUUCUAUGGGUCAUGGUAGUCUACUUAUUAAAGCUGAAGUGUGUCUACAAACAGAAAUGCAGUUUGUUUCAGCAGCCAGUUUUUGCAAUUCUGUGGUGAAGAUGCCUCACACUUUACUCAUCUGAAGUAUUAUUGCAAGGGUUGCAGGUUCAAUCCCGAGGAUGAACUGGAGAGGAACUAAUUGGGGACCUGAUAAUGGCACUUAAGAUACCCCAGAAUGCUUUAUGGGGUUA